Molecule: messenger RNA, 444 nt
Organism: Dentiscutata erythropus
Lineage: Eukaryota; Fungi; Glomeromycota; Glomeromycetes; Diversisporales; Gigasporaceae
Source: the annotation of a GenBank genome assembly
AUGAAUAAUGCUGAUGAAGCAUAUGAUGAUCAUCCAAAUGAACUUGGAGUUGAAAACACACGUGCUGAUAUUGAUGAUGUUGAUGAAAUGGGAGGUAAAAAACAUAUAAAAAUUAAAGGUAUUGUAGUUUUAGAUAAAAAAUAUUCAAAACCAUUAAAUAUUUGUGACUUUUGUGGUUCUUCUCUUUGUGUGGUAUCAGCAUUAUUUACAGAAAAUACUAUUCUAAUAUACCAAAAAAUUACGAUAGAAAAGGAUGUGGUACCUACUGAUAAAAAGAAAAAUGUUGCACGAAAAACUAAAUCCUUUGGAUUUUUUACUGCUUUGAAACAACCUUCAGUAUUUUUGCGAUCACGAAUAGCCGUCAUAAUGAUGGCCCCUAAGGUACAACCUAUAGAAAACAAUAUCAUAAAUAAGGAAUAUAUCAUCAAUUGUAUAUCCUUGUAA